Molecule: messenger RNA, 1581 nt
Organism: Exophiala aquamarina CBS 119918
Lineage: Eukaryota; Fungi; Ascomycota; Eurotiomycetes; Chaetothyriales; Herpotrichiellaceae
Exons: 2
Coding region: 1-1581 (526 amino acids)
Biological process (GO): GPI anchor biosynthetic process; protein localization to plasma membrane
Cellular component (GO): membrane; endoplasmic reticulum
Molecular function (GO): glucosaminyl-phosphatidylinositol O-acyltransferase activity
Source: RefSeq, a predicted model, not a curated record
AUGGCAUCAGCGAGCUACAAGGCUCGCAAGGAGGCUUUUGUCUCCAAUCUCUUCGGAAGCUCGCUGACAGAUAUCAACCUGGUCACCCUGGUUGCUGCUUCAGCGGUCCUUCUAUGGACAGCUUUGCAGAGGAGACGGUCGCUGUUCACUCCUUACACUCCAGUGGCAGCGGCCGCAGACUUUCUGCUAAAUGUCUCUGCGAUCCUGUUCGCCAUUACAUUGUAUUCGUCUGCACCGUUGGUGUUGAACAUUUCCCUCAUCACUCCUGCAGUGCUACUCCUGCUGCUCAGCAGUUCACCUGAGAAUCAAGGCUCGGCGGCGAAGUCCAAGCAACAGAAGAAGCCAUCCAAGUCUAGGUCUCCCCAAGCAAAUGCCAAAGCGGCAGCAGCAGCAGCAGCAGCAUCCAAACCCGCCAGGCUCCCUGUAAGACCGUUUGUGACCCACUACCGGGGCUCUAUGAUGGUGGUGACCUGUCUCGCCAUCCUCGCCGUGGACUUUCCCAUCUUCCCGCGCCGGUUCGCAAAAGUGGAAACAUGGGGCACCUCAUUGAUGGAUCUCGGCGUCGGCUCCUUCGUCUUCUCCGCUGGUGUUGUAUCAGCCCGGGGCCUAGUCAAGUCCGAGCAAGUCGCCUCGAACGGAGGGAAAUCAAUACAAAGCACGUUCAUCACCCGCUUCGCCCAAGCCGCCCGCCACUCAAUCCCCCUCCUUGUCCUAGGCUUCAUCCGCCUCUGGAGCGUCAAAGGCCUGGACUACGCCGAGCACGUAUCCGAGUACGGCGUGCAUUGGAACUUCUUCUUCACACUUGGGUUCCUGCCUCCCUUCGCCGAACUCUCAGACACCAUCACACGGAAACUAGUCAAGCGGUAUGAAAUACUCGCUUUUCUACUCGCCGCCGUAUAUGAAAUCACCCUCAACAGUACGGAACUACUUCGCUACAUUCUCGUCUCUCCGCGCGGACCCGACCUACUGUCCAAGAACCGCGAGGGUGUCUUCUCGUUCAUCGGCUACCUCUCCAUCUUCCUGGCCGGCAGAGGCACCGGCGUCUUCGUUAUGCAGUACCAGGAACUGACAGACGGCAACCCGAAAACUAACAAACCCCUCCACUACGACACCGACCCCACCACCUCCACGAACCGCGAACGCAACCUCGUCCUCAAGAAACUCCUCAUCCAAUCCGCCAUCCACGGCACGCUCUUCCUCCUCUCGACCUCCGUCUACACCUGCAACCUGAACGUGUCGCGGCGGCUCGCCAACCUGCCCUACGUGCUCUGGAUCGUCGCCUUCAACAACGCGCAGAUCCUCCUCUUCGGACUGGUCGAGUCCCUCGGCCCGCGCUUCUCCUACCACGCCUCCGACUCCCACAAGGUGCAAGACGCCACGAGCCUCCUCCUGCGCGUGUACAACAGCAACGGGCUGGCCGUGUUCCUCGUUGCCAACCUCCUUACCGGCCUCGUGAAUCUGACCGUCAAUACCCUAGACAUGAGGAACCUUGCCGCGAUAGGUGUUUUGUUCGCUUACGCCGCCGCCGUCACGGUGUUUGCCAUCACCUUGGAUUUCUCGGGUGUCAAGAUCAAGCUGUGA